ACACGUUUAAUCUGCAACCUUUGACUUAUACAUCCCAGAAGAUCAGUUCGCUUCAUUGCAGCAUCGCCAUGGCUAAUAAUAUUUCUCCAGGGAGCUUUUCUCUGUUUUCGUUACUGCUUAUGAUUGUUCUGUCCAUAUCAUCAUCUGGGUCUCGCGUUCAUGCUUUCUCAAUAGAAGAAGCAACCAUAAAAGAUAUCCAACACGCUUUCAAACAUAGCCGACUCACCUCUAGGAAACUUGUUGAGUUCUACAUCCAAGAAAUCAGCAAACUAAACCCUGUCCUUAGAGGAGUUAUAGAGGUGAACCCUGAUGCAUUGUACCAAGCUGAUGUGGCUGACAAAGAGCGGAGGGCUAGAGCUCGUGGUUCGUUGUCCUGCUUACAUGGUAUUCCCAUUCUGUUGAAGGAUAACAUUGCAACAAAGGACAAGCUGAACACCACUGCUGGUUCGAUUGCAUUGCUUGGCUCUGUAGUGCCCAGAGAUGCAGGGGUGGUGAAGAAAUUGAGGAAAGCUGGGGCAAUCAUUCUGGGGAAGGCUAGCAUGAGCGAAUGGGCUGGUUUCAGGUCGACGACGGCCCCCAACGGCUGGAGUGCCAGAGGAGGCCAGGGGAAGAAUCCCUAUGUUUUAACAGCAGAUCCCUGUGGGUCAAGUAGUGGAUCAGCAAUAUCUGUGGCUUCAAAUAUAGUGGCAGUGUCACUAGGGACUGAGACUGAUGGCUCCAUCCUGUGUCCAGCCAGUGCUAACUCAGUGGUGGGCAUCAAACCAACAGUUGGUCUCACCAGCCGUGCUGGGGUCAUCCCAGUCUCUCAUAGACAGGACACAAUUGGGCCUAUCUGCAGGACGGUAUCGGAUGCUGUUUAUGUUCUUGAUGCUAUUGCAGGCUUGGAUUACAAUGAUAAAGCAACCAGGAAAGCGUCACGCCACAUUCCAUACGGUGGCUACAGACAAUUCCUCAAACCCCAUUGGCUGAAAGGAAAGAGAUUGGGAAUAGUUAGAAACCCUUUCUUUGAUUUUUCCAAUGGAUCUGCCUUGACUCAGGCUUUUGAAUCCCAUUUCAACACACUAAGGUUGCGUUUUGGUAGAUAAUCUGGAAAUAGCCAAUGUUGAUGUUAUCUUAGACUUUACCGCGAGUGGUGAAGCCAUAGCAUUGUUAGCUGAGUUCAAAUUGUCCUUGGAUGCAUACCUUAAAGAGCUUGUGUCUUCCCCAGUGCGAUCAUUGGCAGAUGUUAUAGCUUUCAACCAAAACUUCUCUGAUUUGGUGAGAGUGUAGAUCAUAAAGAGCUUUUCCAGAU
Messenger RNA from Rubroshorea leprosula, 1291 nucleotides. Lineage: Eukaryota; Viridiplantae; Streptophyta; Magnoliopsida; Malvales; Dipterocarpaceae. The record is from the annotation of a GenBank genome assembly.